Molecule: messenger RNA, 6628 nt
Organism: Lineus longissimus
Lineage: Eukaryota; Metazoa; Nemertea; Pilidiophora; Heteronemertea; Lineidae
Product: mucin-2-like
Exons: 16
Coding region: 1055-5767 (1570 amino acids)
Cellular component (GO): membrane
Source: RefSeq, a predicted model, not a curated record
UGGAUACCUCAACCAUUCUGGUCUCACUGAAGGGCAUUUCCUCCUUAUGGAUACUUCACCCAGAUACCUGGCCAGGUCUUCAGCAACGUCACAACCUUGGUAAUUAUGGUCAAGAGACAAUUUCCUCUUUAUCAAUACGCCAACCUUUGGUAACAAUUUUACUGCCAAACAAGAUGGCCUUCAAUAAUAUAACAACCUAGGUUAAGUAGCAAUUUCACCUGGAGACAAUGUGGUUUUCAACAAUGUUGCGUAAACUUUGUAUUGACUUCACUGUGAGGAACAAUAUGUCACAACCUAGCCUUCAACAAGCGUUGAAGAACGUCACAAAUGUGGGAAAAGUUCAACAAUGUCCCUACCGAGGUAGCACUUUUUCCCAGAGACAAUGUGGUCUUCUUAUGUCUCAACCGUGACAACGAUUUUCUCUAGAGACAAAAUGACCAUAAACAACAUCACAGCCAUAAUAUUUUUACCAAGAGACAAUAUGGUCCGGUGUUAAUGAAGUCACAACAAAGUUGGGUCACUUAAUGCCCACGCAGAAUGACAUGUCCACUUACUAUGCAUCUGGAACAUAAACCUAUCAUGAUGCAUAAGUAUGUACAUGAACACAUUGAUACGCAAAUUAAUAUUCAAAAUAUUCAUCAUUCUUGCUUUUUAACAUGUGGGUGAAACAAUUCGUCAGCUGCUUGAACUGAACGGACAUUUAAAGGUCCAGUUCAUUGGUGGUAUUUUGUUUACAUGUGAUCCGCAGGAAAGUUUGAAAUUAACAUGACAUUAGUGCAGUAACUACAUAAGCCAGUCUAAGGAACCUUGCAAGUGUAGGCCUAGGAUCCGCAUUGUUGACAUUCAGCAUUGAUAUUCAGCAUAUAUGAAAUAUUUUUAUUUUUAUAGGUUUGAAAACUCCAUUACCUUUAAUUUACUGUUUAGCAAAUACAUAUGCAGUCAUUUUGAUACAACAAAGGUAUGACGAUUGUCGUUGAACAGUAUGGACUUGUAGAGACUUUGUAAUGGAGGCUACAUUUGCUUUGUACCAUCUCGAUCGUGGUUUCUGGACGAUAUGUGCAUUUUUCACUGUUACGGAAUUACCAGGUUACAGAAAAUAGACGUAUCGUCAGCGAGCAUCCGAAGAAAAAUGAGGUUUGCCUGGCUGCUUUGUGUUACCUUUGCCGCUUUCAUAACUGCCAGGAAAGUUACCUUUGCCGCUUUCAUAACUGCCAGGAAAGGUACAGAUACGUGUGUAAAGACAUUCACACCCAAUCCAGUGGGCUUUUGGCCUAUGAAUUCACAGUCUGUGACUCGUGAUGCAUCAGAAAGUAGAAACGAUGGUUUGGGACACAACCUGGUGCUUGCAGAAGGUCCUUCUGGUGAUAAAGACACUGCCCUGGCCUUCUCUGGAAAUAUCAACUCUUAUAUGGAUAUCCCUGCAUCAUCUAUAUUGGAUGUUGGCGCUGGUGGCAGCUUUUCUUAUACGGGUUUCAUCAAAUUGGAUAGGACGGGGGGCUAUAUUUGGGCGUGGUUGGGGCCAACACCGCAAUCAGCAAUCACGAUCAGUAACCAAAGACUCCUUGUGAUACUUCAGAGCCUGGAUAUAGGGGUAGGAUUCACGGACCCUAAAUUACCACAAGUAGAACUGAACAGGUGGUCAUUUAUAGGAGUGAGUUAUGAUUAUACGAAUUUAUUAUUGAGAAUUAAGAUUAAUGAAGAUGAUCACGUUGUUCCCAUGCCAAGACUGCGUGCUCGGACGGAUGGAUCACAGAUAUAUGUCGGAAAGCAGCCCCAUACGGUUGUGUCAGAUGCCAACUCUUUCCGUGGAAGUAUGAGCUGCCUGAUGCUGUUUGAUGUAGCCCUGGAUGCCAGCGCCAUGGAGAGAGUGAGGGCCUACUGUUUGGUGUAUAAUGCAGAGGUGAGGUCAAAGAAACCGUGCAGUAAGAUGGGCGAACAUGGGAAGGUUUCGCCUCAUCAUUCGAUCUCUGUCUACCAUAAGAAACAUUCUGAAGGAGAUGUUUCGUAUUUGGUUAGCGGGGCAAUACACUCCAACGGCCCGCGCUGUCUGGUGUUCAGGUACCAUAUACUUGGGCCCGGCGAGGCAUUUAGUGUCUAUCUGAAGAUAGAAGGGGAGUCAAAGGUGCUAGUGUGGUCAAGGUCUGGUAUGACGUCUGGAUCGAAAACGGGUUCAGUUCAAGUCAACAUAACAGGGCAAUAUAAGAUUAUAUUUGAAGGCAUUCAUUUUUCUACAGACAGUGACAUCGCCGUUGAUCACACAUAUCUUGGUGAUGGCCCGUGCCCGGAAGUCAAUUACCUUUCGCAUGUUGGAGGACAUCAUCUCCGCUCCCACCACGAGGCGUGGCUAUUUAGUUCCAUGAUUCAUUCCCACGGACCACAAUGUCUGCUGUUUUACUACAAGCUUCUCGGGGGCGGGUCCAGGACUACAUUGAAUGUCCACAUCAUGAGGGAUCAUAAUCUAGAACCAACAUCUAUCUGGUCAAGUGCAAACGAGCCGCCUAGCUGGGAUGUUGGCCUUGUGCGGAUUAAUGCAACUGGCGACUAUAAGGUAGCAUUCCAAGGCGUCCGGGAGUCGACAAAGCCGAGUGAUAUAGCAAUUGGAAGUCCAAUGAUUGGAGACGGGCCAUGCCCAACUGGUGGAGUGCACCAGUUGCCUCAACCACAUGAACAUUUUCCCGCUGAAUCGAGGUUAAUAAGCUCGGAGUUGUCGUCGAAUGGCCCAAAAUGUUUGAUGUUCUUUUAUAAGAUCUCUGGACAAAAGAUGAGAACUUUAAUGGUAUAUUUAUCGAAGAACCACGUCCACCUUCCACCAAUUUGGUCAAGAACUGCUCAAACGACGGGUCAGUGGAUCCUAGGACUGGUUCAAAUCAAUACUACGGGAGAAUAUAAGGUUGUCAUCGAAGGAAUUCGAGGACACUCGGAUCACGAGAGCAAUAUAGCAGUUGAAAAUAUAAUGAUUCAUAACGGACCUUGCCACAGAGAUAUAGAAAAGGCGUUCUAUCGAGAAAACGUGAAGACGACGACAGCGGUUCCAAUUAAAUUCCCAACAACGCCUCGACCCAACACACAAGCGCAACCAGCAGUAACAACAGCAUCGGCAUCAACACAAAGGCCCACAACUACUACACAACUUCCUACAACUACGACAGAACCUCCUGUGACUACAAUUGAGCUUCCAACAAGAAAAACCCAACCACCCAUAACUACCACCCAACCUCCGAAAACUGCCACAGCACUUCCGACAACCACGACAUAUGCUCCUCCGACUACACAACUUCAUACCACUACACAACUUCCUACAACUACGACACAACCUAGUACAACUGCGAAACAACCUUCUACAAAUACGACACAACCUCCUAUAACAACGGCACAGUCUUCUACAACUACGACACAACCUCCUACUACAAAACGUCCUACAACUACGAGACAACCUCCUACAACUAUGACACAUCCGUCUACAACAAAACCACAAUCUCCUGCAAUUAUGAAACAACCUAGUACAACUGCGAAACAUACAUCUACAACUACGACACAACCUCCUACUACGAAACUUCCUACAACUACGAGACAACCUCCUAAAACUACGACACAUCCGUCUACAACAACGACACAAUCUCCUGCAACUAUGAAACAACCUAGUACAACUGCGAAACAUACAUCUACAACUACGACACAACCUCCUACUACGAAACUUCCUAAAACUACGAGACAACCUCCUACAGCUACGACACAUCCGUCUACAACAACGACACAAUCUCCUGCAACUAUGAAACAACCUAGUACAACUGCGAAACAAACAUCUACAACUACGACACAACCUCCUACAAAUACGACACAUCCGUCUACAACAACGACACAAUCUCCUGCAACUAUGAAGCAACCUAGUACAACUGAGAAACAUACAUCUACAACUACGACACAACCAACUACAACUACGAAACAACCUCCUACAACAACGACACUACCUCCUACAACUACGACACAACCUCCUACUACGAAACAACUUCUUACAACUACGAUAAAACCUCUUACAACUACGAGUCAACCUCCUACAACCACGACACAUUCGCCUACAACAAUGACACAACCUCCUAAAACUACGACACAGCCUCCUACAACUGCGACACAAUCGCCUACAACUACGACACAGCCUCUGACAACUACGACACAACCUCCUAAAACUACGACACAUACGCCUACAACAACGACACAAUCUCCUGCAACUAUGAAACAACCAAGUACAACUGCGAAACAUACAUCUACAACUACGACACAACCUCCUACUACGAAACUUCCUACAACUACGAGACAACCUCCUACAACUACGACACAUCCGUCUACAACAACGACACAAUCUCCGGCAACUAUGAAACAACCUAGUACAACUGCAAAACAUACAUCUACAACUACGACACAACCUCCUACAAAAACGACACAUUCGUCUACAACAACGACACAAUCUCCUGCAACUAUGAAACAACCUAUUACAACUGCGAAACAUACAUCUACAACUACGACACAACCUCCUACUACGAAACUUCCUACAACUACGAGACAACCUCCUACAACUACGACACAUCCGUCUACAACAACGACACAGUCUCCUGCAACUAUGAAACAACCUAGUACACCUGCGAAACAUACAUCUACAACUACGACACAACCAACUACAACUACGAAACAACCUCCUACAACAACGACACUACCUCCUACAACUAUGACACAACCUCCUACUACGAAACAACUUCCUACAACUACGAUAAAACCUCUUACAACUACGAGUCCACCUCCUUCAACCACGACACAUUCGCCUACAACAAUGACACAACCUCCUAAAACUACGACACAGCCUCCUACAACUGCGACACAAUCGCCUACAACUACGACACAGCCUCCGACAACUACGACACAACCUCCUACAACUACGACACAACCUCCUACAACUACGAAACAAUCUCCUAAAACUACGAAACAACCUCCUACCACUAAGACACAACCUCCUAAAGCUACGACACAACCUCCUACAACUACGACACAACCUCGUAAACGUCCUACAACUACUGCCCAACUUGACACUCCCCUGACAACAGCGAUGUCUCCGACUGCAGUUGUCCCUACCUUGCACAAUACCACCAUACCAACUGGGAAGCGAAUCAAAAUGUCCUUCAAGCUUGGUAAUAAGUUCACAAGCGACCUAAACAAUCCAUCGUCUCCAGCGUUUAAAAAACUCGAGAAGAAGAUGUUAAAACUGCUGGCGAAGGUAUACGGAGUUUCACAUCUUGCAAGUGGGAUCACACAUAUCAGGAUAAUCGGUUUUAAGAAAGGAAGUAUCGAGGUCAUAACGGAAGUGGUGGCCAAUCCGGGCACCUCGAUCCUCUCUCAUGACAUCGCGCACGCAUUGAAAGAUUAUGUGAAAACGCAUAAGAAGACGGCAACAAGACUAGGUAUUGUUGCAUCAUCAAUCAAGGCGAAGGUGCGCAAAACCACUACAGUCAAACCGGCCACGACUUCCAUCACAACGCCAAUGCCUCAAACGAUUACAACUCGGCAGCCUACGACCACGCCAGGAUAUGCAACAACUGCGGCAGAGCUCCUCAUGACCACACGAAGGCAACCUGCAACGACAACGAAACGCCCAGCAACAACGACCAAACAUGCUGGAAGCGGAAGCGGUAGUUUGUCGAGGUCGUUAAGUUGGAUAUCAUCAUGCGCCCUCAUCUCGACGGGUUGGAUAGUUCUGUUGACCAUGAGCUGGUUUGACUGAGUACCAUGCAGAGACCUCUGUUUGGAUUAAUUGAGAAAGCAAUGACCGCAAUAAUUUCCCGGAAACAUAGUGGAUGUUUGGCGACAUUACUUGGCAAUCAUAGAUAGACCAUGGCAAUCACGGAUGAGCUCAGCAUCAUUCAAAAUCAUACUAAAAACGUGCAAGUGGUCAGUUUUCAGGACGCUUGGCCCCAGCGUUUCUUUUCGAUUACCACUACUAUCUAAUAACCGCUGGCAUGAUUAGCCGCAGUUCGGGGGUAUUGUCGAAAGACGGGGCUGACAACCACUCGCUCUGUCUGACGAUUAGGCUGAAGUAAAAAGAUGCGACUCCGACUACACAGGCGUCAUAUCCAAACGUCGGACGAGGUCUAAAGUUGAUCUUGACAUACAGUGUUAGACAUUAGCCCGUUGCAAGGGAUUUAGCAGAAAACGACUUUACCAUGAAGCUGUAGAUCAUACAGGGCCUAUUCUUUGUUAAUUCUUGUAAGAUACUUUUCCUUCUUCUAAACGGUUUCUCCAACUUUCUCCUGAUGUUUCCGAGAAAAGUCCGACAUUGUCCGAGAUUUCUGAGGCACCUGGGCUGGCCCACUCCAUGAUUUUUGGUUUACAUGUAGUGACCUAACAAGCCGGUCCAGUGUUGUUGCAAGGGAUGGUUCGGUCGGAUAAUGAGAAAACCGUCUUUAUUCAGAGCAUGUGUACUGUGUAUGUGCUCGGAUGGUUUAUGUCGGUUGUGGGCGUGAAUUCCGCAAUUGUAAUCUCAUCUGUAUAGGUUUGCUCGUUACAGAUUGCUUGCUGAUUCAGAUUUCCUUUAAGUUAUGACGAUGUUGUAUAAAUGUAUACCAUUUUCAUGUAAUUAUUAUGA